AUGAUUUAUAGUAAGGCCAUUUUUUUCUCGGCAUAUAUUGCCGCUACGAAUGCCUACACUAUCAAAUUUAACGUUCUAGGAUUUGAAAACGUUUCUGAAAUCCGCAGGGUGGAGAUAGAAAUGCAUAUUCUUGAACAAUACGAAGCGUAUGUGGCUCGUGGUCUAGAAUUAGGAAAAGUUCAAGAGCCGUUCAAAGUUGACUGGGAUGGAAUGGAUGUCAAAAGGGUACCUGAAGCAAUGGGAUAUACUAUCCCUGGGACAGUCGGCCGUGAGAGAUGCUUCAAUAUCAUUCCACCCAUCUUCACCCAAAGGACUCCAGAGGUGGUGGUGAAGGAUCGCUACAAGAUAAAUAAUCUCCGGGAGGGGGAUGUAGCGGAAUAUUUCCCUCCACCAUUUCUUUUGAAUCCCAUACAACGAUCAAAAAACCCUCCAGAAUGGGAUCCGAGGUUACCUUUAAACGCUCUGGUCGCCCCGAAACUUCCCGAGGUGGAUAUUACUGAGAUAACUAUAUUUUCACGGCUUGAUCCGGAGGCUUGGAAAACCCUCGGCCCGGCUGGACCUCCACCACUAGCGAUAGCAUUGUAUUCACGACGAGAUUGUUUGUCUAAAGGGAAUAAGCAUACCCCAGAUGCGGUCAUUCGGUACUUUGAUGGUGAAGGCAGCCAAGUUGUACCCAUGGAUAAACUAUCCCCGGAGACUGGAACUCUACGAGCACAAUCAUGGGAAGAGUUAGAUGUGAACAGUGAGUGGUGGUCCGCUGCCAUCGGAGAAGUACCAGUGCAACCUAAGACAAGAUAUGGGGGCACACAGGCAAAUCCUGGACUAUUAUCUCUAAGGCCAGCAGGUAGCACAGGUUCUGACAAGACAGCUGGUAGCAAUGGGUCUGGGGAGAAACUAACUCCUACUCGCACUGAUGUUGGGGAUGCAUACCUGACUGCAAACGGUGAUAGACCACAACAAUAUAUAAAAGAUGUGGUCGAGGCUGGGCAUGAUUUUGAAUUUUAUAUGGCUGAUGAUGCCUUGGAUUCAAAGCAAAUUAUGAGGCAGAAAUGGAAAGGCCUGGAAGAUUAUGGGUAUGGUGGUCCCAACAAGUUGAAGCCACGCGUUAAAACAACUGGGUUGGAGUAUCUCACUGUAGACUGGGCUCCAGAAGUGAAUACUAACUCCGCACCUAACUCUGCUUUAUUAUCAACCGGGGGAAUUGAUGCGGAUGGUUAUGAGACUGUCAGCCCAGGUCGCCGCAAGCCAGAAGGUGGGGUUGAGUUUUCAGUCUAUAAUCCAUUCGAUGAACCUCUUCCAAAAGAAAAAAAUAAACCGACUUCAGUGUUCCUCAAAGAAAAUCAGGACAGUGAUGAGAGUAUUCUACCUCCGUUACUGCCUCUCUCAUCUUCAGAGGAGGGAGACACGAUACAAUUGCAGGAUGCCUCGGAACUUUGGGCUCAGAGCAAUGCUGGUGCUGCUGCAGAUCCGGAUUUAGAUGCACUAGAUCUUUACCGUUUCAGGUCAGGGGGUAUGACGUCUGGUGGGAGCGACCCUGAGCGGGAAGAUGCCGUUGGGUUAGAUAUUCUCGAAGAGAGCUAUGUUAAUGAACUGGAUGAACUAGAAUAG
This is a messenger RNA of Orbilia oligospora ATCC 24927, 1608 nucleotides long. RefSeq lists its product as uncharacterized. The coding region runs from base 1 to 1608 and encodes 535 amino acids. NCBI's taxonomy places the organism in Eukaryota, Fungi, Ascomycota, Orbiliomycetes, Orbiliales, Orbiliaceae. The transcript has a single exon. The record is from RefSeq and is a predicted model, not a curated record.